AUGGACGAGUUCCUGGCCACGCCGCAUGGCCUCCGCGACACGGGCGAGACCGGAACACCGGCCCUCGAUUCCCCGGGCUCCAGCAUAGCGGGCUCGGCGCGGGAAUCCAGCACCCCUGGCACCCUGUCCCAAAUAUCCGCGGACCUCGCCGCGAUCUCCGCGAGCAUGAUGACCCGGAAGGAUAAAGGAGAAAUGGUGGCUGAGCUGAGGGCCAUAAUAAGGGAGGAAAUAGCGGCUGUGCGCACCGACCUCACGGCGCUGGAGCAGCGAGUAGACAGGUUGGAAGAGGAGCGCAUACAAUCCUAG
Messenger RNA from Pelobates cultripes (western spadefoot toad), 306 nucleotides. The record is from the annotation of a GenBank genome assembly. Lineage: Eukaryota; Metazoa; Chordata; Amphibia; Anura; Pelobatidae.